Phragmites australis (common reed) is the source of this 1298-nucleotide messenger RNA. RefSeq names its product cysteine-rich receptor-like protein kinase 10. NCBI's taxonomy places the organism in Eukaryota, Viridiplantae, Streptophyta, Magnoliopsida, Poales, Poaceae. The record is from RefSeq and is a predicted model, not a curated record. Bases 41 to 1270 code for a protein of 409 amino acids. The transcript is spliced from 4 exons.
CCGUCCUUACUGUCGGUAGUGAGCCUUACGCUAGGCAGCCAUGAUCCUCAUCGUCCUGCUUACCCUUGGCUUCGCGCCGAUGGUCGCCGGCCAACCCUGGCAGAUCUACGGCACCACCGGCAAUUACACGGCCAACAGCACAUACCAAUCCAACAUCGAGUCCCUACAGGACAUCCUCGAUCCUGGCGGCUCCAUCAGCCUAUUCGACAAAGGAUCCCGGGGCGACGUCCCGGACGAAGUCUACACCCUCGUGUUCUGCCGCAGCGACGUGAACGACUCCGCCUGCCGCGCCUGCGUCGCCGACGCGUUCAAGGGCGCGCGGCAGCUGUGCGGGCUCAGCAGGGACGCGACCGUCUUCUACGACAUGUGCCUCCUCAGCUACUCCAACGAGGACAUCCUUGGCACGGACCUCAAUAACCGUUUCAAUGCUUCGGAAAAUGCUUCGGCAGUAGUUGCUGGUCCGCUCAUCCUGAUGAACAUCACCACGGAGCCCAUGUUUCCCGGUUGGGACACCCACGAUCGAGUCCAGGCGGCAAUCAUCGACGAAGUCAAGCAGCUGCUGAACGAAACAAUACAGCAAAUGUUCACCUCCACGAGGCAGUACUAUGCCGCAACCCGCAAGGUCACAGAUCAUGGAAACGUCACCUUUCCGGCGCUCUACUCCAUGGCGCAGUGCACGCCGGACUUGGUAGAGGAUCUCUGCUAUGCCUGCCUCAAGAAUUUCAUCGGCUUGGCGACGGCGAAUUUCGCCGGGCGGCAAGGAGGACGGAUUCUUGGCCUGCGGUGUAAUUUGAGGUACGAUACAUAUCAGUUCUACGGCGGUGAGCCCACGUCGACGACCUCUGGGUCGUUGAAUUCUGUUGUUCCAAGUCCAGCACCGCCGAUUGUUGUGCCCACGCAGAAAUACAAGAAGCCCAUGAACAAAGUUUUGGUCAUUGCCUUGGUUGCCCCACUACUUGCAUUGUUUAUCUGCGUCAUCGUUUCCUUCAGAUUCAUGAGAAGGCACAUAAAAGGUAAGGCUAAGAUGAAUGUGCAUGAAGGUGAAGAACUAAUUUGGGGACUAGAAGGAAGGAGUUCAGAAUUCAUGAUUUAUGACUUUUCACAAGUAUUAGAGGCUACAGGUAAUUUCUCGGAAGAAAACAAACUUGGGCAAGGAGGCUUUGGUCCUGUAUACAAGGGCCGAUUUCCUGAUGGUUUGGAGAUAGCAGUUAAGAGACUUGCCUCACAUUCAGGGCAAGGCUUCACAGAGUUUAAUGACUUGCAUUCCUGACUACAAGAUUUAAGAACGGAGGGGUUUG